Hemicordylus capensis (graceful crag lizard) is the source of this 4394-nucleotide messenger RNA. RefSeq lists its product as uncharacterized. The coding region runs from base 2728 to 3654 and encodes 308 amino acids. The record is from RefSeq and is a predicted model, not a curated record. The transcript has 4 exons. Lineage: Eukaryota; Metazoa; Chordata; Lepidosauria; Squamata; Cordylidae.
UUGAUAAGUUGGCUGUCUUUGGCUGUCAGUUUAUCAUCAGCUUAUCAUCUUAGCUGUCAGGAUAGGUGGCUGCUGGUCAUGGGUGAACUGUAGGUAAGUCUCCGGCAUGAUGGGGAAGCAAAAUCUAAUGGCUGCCUGGACUUGGUUUUGAAAGAUGCCCUUCCAUUGUUUUACAUGCCAUUGCGCUCCCUAUGUGAACUUCAGUGGUCACAAGUUCACCACCAGUAUUCACACCACACAGCUUCUCCUUGAAAUGCAGGUGGCCCUCGAAGGUCACUUGCUGGGCUGAUUUCCACGGUAUUUCUUAAGCUUACAGGUCCUAGACCUGUGAAACUGUAGCACCCAGGAGCUACUGGCCGGCCCCUGUGGGCCCACUUGGGUUUUUUUGGGGGGGGGGAAUCCUGCCCACCAGUUGAAGCUGACUUCAAAAGCUAGCCCCCCCCAAACCCCCAUGUUAUUUCCAAGAACAUGCCUAACCUUUUCUUCUUUCAUGUUCCCAUAGAACCAAAGUGAGUUGCUUUCCCCCCUCUUGACUCCUCUUAAUGCUUUUGGCUCUGGUGUGGCCAUCUGAAGGGAUGGGUGUGGAGGGGGUUGUUCAGACAUAGCCCAAACCCAGGUAAAAGUGUGCCAUCGAGUCGGUGUCAACUCCUGGUGUCCUGUGGUUGCCUUUGGUAGAAUACAGGAGGGGCUUACCUUUGCCAUCUCCUGCGCAGUAUGAGAUGAUGCCUUUCAGCAUCUUCCUAUAUCGCUGCUGCCCGGUAUAGGUGUUUCCCAUAGUCUGGGGAACAUAUAGGCGGGGAUUCGAGUUGUCACAAAUUUAAACCCUCUUAUUCAAAUUUUAAAAACCAAAACAGUAUGUAUGUUCUUUUAGCUGAAGUGUCCCCCUUUUUGGGGGGGGCUUUCUAAAAAGUUGAAAAUCUUCUCUGGAGAGGGGUGGGAAAGCUGGCCUCAUAUCUAUAAACUACGAGAGUGGGUCUGCCCCCCGCCCUGUCAACCUGUCAAUCCCCAGGUGAAAACAAUCUGAGAGAAAUGUGGUGAGUGACUUUCAAUAGCAAUUACUUUCACUGCUUCCAAGUAUUGAAUCAUCCAAAAUUAGCAGGGCCUUCUAGAAGGAUUAUGGGUGAGGGCAUGCUUGGGAUGGCACAGCACCCCCUAGGAUCAAUUUCCUGUGAUUCGCUACUAAGAAUGUUUCUCCUUAUCUCUGCAGGGAUGAGCCCCUGGUGGCGCAGUGGUAAAACUGCCGCCCUGUAACCAGAAGGUUACAAGGUCGAUCCUGACCGGGGGCUCAAGGUUGACUCAGCCUUCCAUCCUUCCGAGGUCGGUAAAAUGAGUACCCAGAAUGUUGGGGGCAAUAUGCUAAAUCAUUGUAAACUGCUUAGAGAGCUCCGGCUAUAAAGCAGUAUAUAAAUGUAAGUGCUAUUGCUAUUGCUAUGAAGAUGAAGAGGGGGCACAGACUGGUAAGUGGAUGACGAGAGUGCAUGCUUCUUCUCAGGGCUCCUCAACCCCCCAGGGAGUGUCUCCUUGGAGACCUGUUUCACUUUGACAAUGGAAAGAGAUAGGCAGACAUCCAUCUGAUGGAUGAAUGGCAGGAGGGCAGUUUCAUCCACCUCUAGCCUUUGCUGCUGGCACUUGUUGCAGCCAAAAGUGUUGGAGGAGACCAGGGGGCCUGGGCAAGUCACAUCUGGUUACCCUCUGGAUAUCUGGAUGGGAGAAGAUGGGGAAAGGGCUGUGACAGCAGGCGGGCAGGUUUGGUAAUUCUCCCUUGGAGGUGGUGCACUUCUGGAAAAGCCCUGCAAUAACCUUUUGCCCACACCUAGCCCCAAGACAUCCUCUGGGCCUUGUUCCCCCUGCCUUGGAGAAGAGGAAGCUAAAGAAUGCUGGUGUCUUGUUUCCAAAGCAUCUCUUUUUUUGACAAUUACAUGGGUCAUGAUGGAAAUGGAGGAUCACCUGCAAACAAGGGCAACAUUUCCUGGCCAAUGAGCUCUGAGAUCAGUCCAAAGAGACUCUUUCUUUCUCUGAUCCCAGUUUUCUGCCCCUCGGAGCUGGGCCUGCAUUCCUCAGAUCAUAGCUAUGCUUCCUGCUUAUGGCGUCCAGGCAGAUUUUCAAGCCCCACCCCUACCCCCGCACAUAGGUCAAAAGGCUGUAACUGGGGGUUGUUGCUUCAGCCAAAGAGCAAAUGCAUUGUUUAGUCCAUGUGAACCAUCAGCUCCCACUCUGCUCAAAGGAGAAGCCUCUUUCCUCAUAGGUAUGGGAGGGCCCAUAGUCCAGUAGUGGAACAAGUGCUUUGCAUGCACAAGGUCUUGGGUUGAGUCUUCUUCAUCUUCUGUUAAAGGAUUUUAGCUAGCUAGGAAAAGGCUUCUGCCCAAGAGCGGCUGUCAGCCAGAGUAGGGCAAAGUGAGCCAGGGGUAUGACUUGGUAGAAGGCAGCUGCGUUGGGAUGUUCAGCAGAUAGAGCCUGGCCAUUGCACUCCCUUCUGAAGUGUAGUUGGUGAGGGCUGUCUUGCCAGUGCUAUGCAAUGUAUUCCUCUUCAUCCCUUGCUUGUUUCCUUGGGUGGACCACCUCACCCACAAUCCCAGGCUGCAUCCCAGCUGGUUAACCUAGGCAGAAAGGGGAGGCAAUUUCUAUCAGGGCUAUGGGCCAUUCUCAUUUCCAGAUUCCUGCUUUAUUUCCUCUCUUUCAGGUCAUCCCAGAAAUCCGACCCAUGUUGCUCCAUGUCCUGGGGGACCCAUGUUGCACCAUGUUCUGGGGGACCCUCUGGGGGAAGAGCCCAAUGAGGCAACUUUGGUGCCAGGACCCCUUCCAGGACUUCAUGUCCCCACUGACAUUCUGGGGAAAGAGCUCAAUGAGCAAACUUCAAUGAUAGGAUCCCUUCCAGAACCUCACGUCCCCACAGAUAUUCUGGAGCAAGAGCUCAAUGAGGAAACGUCAGUGCCAGGAUCCCUUCCAGAACCUCACGCCCCCACUGAUAUUCUGGAGCAAGAGCUCAAUGAGGAAAUGUUGGUGCCAAGAUCCCUUCCAGGACCUUGCAUCACCAAUGACAUUCUGGGGGAAGAGCCCAAUGAAGCAACCUUGGUGCCAGGACUCCUUCCAGGACUUCGUGUACCCACUGACAUUCUGGGGAAAGAGUUCAAUGAAGCAACCUCAGUGCCAGGAUCCCUUUCAGGACCUCGCAUUUCCACUGAUAUUCUGGAGGAAAUGCUCAAUGAGGAAACCUCAAUGCCAGGAUCUCUUCCAGGACCUCACGUCCACACUGAUAUUCUGCAGGGAGAACUCAAUGAGGCAACUUCAGUGCCAGGAUCCCUUCCAGGACCUCACAUCACCAAUGACAUUCCAGGGAAAGAGGUCAAUGAGGAAACCUCAGUGCCAGGUCCUUCCAUCCCCACUGGCACUCCAAAGGAAGCAGCUUUUGUGUCAGAGCCCUUACCAGAGCCUUCCACUGCUGACAAUUAUCUUGAGCAAGAAGUAGAAAUCCUCACAGGAUUACAGCAUGACUAUGUCCAGCGGCAAAUGAGGGGUCGCCACAUUUCACAGCAGUUCCCUCAUUCUCUCCGGGCUAUCAACCUGCAAAUUGGACACACAUGGACAAGGCUCAUCCGCAGUGAAGUUCGGCUGCAACGGUGGGGAAAGGAAGAUACGUUCGGAGCAUACCCCUGAAGUUGCUGCUGGGCUAAAAAUGGCUCUUUUGCUCUCUGUUUCCUUCUCCUGAAUGUUGAAAUGUUUGAUUUGAGUCUGCAUCUAAGUUUUGGAGGGGAGGCCUGUGGGUGGGUUGUCAGUGCUUGCUGAAGUGUUCCUUCGUUUUCUGUCUUUCAGGUGACCAAGCUCUGAUGCCUGUAAUUCAGACAGCUUCUCAUGAUGUUCCUGAAGGCCCUGCUGCAUGUCUCCGCCCCCCUGGGUCCAGUUCAUUAUUAUCUUCUGCCUUGCUGGAAGUUGGCUCCAUCCCACCCUCCACCUCCACCUCUUCUUUCCUCCUGCAUCCCUCUCCCCCUCCUCCUCCUUCCCCACCUCCCCUAGAGCCGGACCUCAGCAAUGUAUAAGAAACUCUGCAGAGUUUGAUGGAUUUGCAGUUCCAUCAGCUGAAUGACCGCCAAAGAGACCUCCGCAGCUGCCAGGAAUGUUUGCAAAACCUCAAGGCACUGAGGGGACAGCUCCAGAGACUGCGGAGCAGACUGGCAAGGGUGGAAGCCACUAUGGGGAUCCUGGUUCCUCCAAGGGAGCUGGAUGUUGAUGAAGAAAAAGAGAAAGACAAAAACCAGACAGUGCUUCAUACAUAGGUAGCAAUAAAAUGCUGCAUAUUUAUUUUAAAAAUAUUAAACAUUUGUUUUAAUAGGAUAGGAUGUAGAGAUAAAACAGCAAUAUAACAUGCAUAUUUACUGCUUAUAAAUUAAAAAGUUGAU